AUUAAAUUCCAGCAUUUAUGACGAUCUUCGUAAAGAUCGUCCCGUGGAGAUUCGCCCUUAUAAACAUCUUCCGUGCGCAACUCACUCCGCCAUAUUUGUUGACAUUUUUGGACAUUGUUACGGCCGCCGAAAAAGACUGAAACGUUGUUGCUAUUACGCUUUUCAAGAAAAGACUCACAUAUACAUCUGUUUAGAUGUGCAUGUAGAAAAAUGAAUGUUGAGGCUGAUAUAUUUUUCUCCUUUAUUUAUUUGGUCGUUGUUCUAUGCUUUAUCCUACCACCAAAGGAAUUUGCAGCAGCUGGGUUGACAAUUCAGAACUUGUUCUCAUCUUACCUUGGCAGCGAGGAUGUUGAUUUUAUUGGCUAUCAUAUUAGGAGAACUUGGGUAACAGUUGUAGUACAUUCACUGCUGCCAGUAGUGUACUACAUUGGCUUGACAGUUGUAUCUCCAGAAUUGCAGCUUUUCAAGUUUACGCAGUUAUCUUCCUUUGCCUUACUGUUCGCAUUGUGUUGUUUUGGUGCGGCUUUAUGUGGUCUAGCAUUGGGACUCUUAUGGACUUACUCUAAAUAUAACUAUCAUCCACUUGUGAACGAUUUAAAAAAAUAUGGCACACCUUGGAGAGGUGUGGCUGCUCAAAUCAAUCUAGAAUUCAGAAGAUUGGAAAAGUAUUCUUCAAUAAUGGGAGGUACGAGCAUUUACGUCACAGACUCAUGGAUACUCAAGUGCACUGCAUAUAAAGUAUACAUUGCUCAACAAACUGGUUCUCAUUUGUCCAUCUUAAAAAGUGAGGAGUUCCAGUAUAGUCAUGAUACUAAUCAAGCAGCUCAGUAUAUUCACUUAAGUGUUUCAAGUAUUGCACCUCAUGAACAGACAUUUACAUUACAUUUAAAUGCGCUGGAAUACAGGGAGUUAAAAGACCGACUCAAUGCACCAAUAAGAAAUGUAAGGAGUGUUGUGAUUCAACAAACCAUAAGCGACCGUUUUUUGGAAGCAUUUAAACAACAAGUUUCACACAAUGGUACAAUCGAGAUCCCACAAAUUGGCCAAAAUGAAAUUGAAAACUGUAUUGGCUGCAUGGUUAAAACCGCUAACAUUAAAUUGAUGAAGCGUUGUGGUGAACAGGGCGAUGGAGAGUGUCAACAGUGUUACUGUCGUCCAAUGUGGUGCUUGGAGUGCAUGGGUAGAUGGUUUGCCAGUCGUCAAGAUCAAAAUCUUCAAUCUGGUUGGCUAUCUUCUUUUGCACCAUGUCCUACUUGCAGAGCACAGUUUUGCAUGGCAGACGUUUUUACCAUUUAAAGUGUUUGUACAAGUACCAUGCUGUUUGCUACCGCAUUGUAAUCUUAAAUGAUGAAAGAGAAAAACUGUAAUUAACUGAGGAGACGUCAUUUGGAUGUCACCUUUUUGAUUACGAAAAACAAAAUAAAUAUGUUUUGUUCACUUGUUUAAGAAGACCGACACAAAGUGGUAUGACUAAUCACUUCUUUUUCUAAUUAUCUCAAACCAUAGAUUGCUGUAAUUCUUUUAUCUGAGUAGAACAUUACUAAACAAGAAUCUUGACAAGUGGUUGGCUAUUAGCGAUAAGUACGUGUUAAGAGGGAAAGCAAAAAUUGUCAAUGUGCAUGUACAAUAUGAUAUUAUGGGUAGAUUUUAUGAUUUAUAAAUAGUUAGUGAUAUUCAACCUUUGAUGUUAACAUAACAUUUUUCAAGAAAUAUUUUUUGUUUACGAAACUUAUUAUGUUUGGUUGUUGAAGAUAUUUGACUACAAUA
This is a messenger RNA of Hydractinia symbiolongicarpus, 1767 nucleotides long. Its product is annotated as E3 ubiquitin-protein ligase TM129-like. The transcript has 5 exons. Gene Ontology annotation, molecular function: ubiquitin protein ligase activity. Gene Ontology annotation, biological process: protein ubiquitination. The coding region runs from base 211 to 1296 and encodes 361 amino acids. Lineage: Eukaryota; Metazoa; Cnidaria; Hydrozoa; Anthoathecata; Hydractiniidae. Gene Ontology annotation, cellular component: endoplasmic reticulum; membrane. The record is from RefSeq and is a predicted model, not a curated record.